Molecule: messenger RNA, 2501 nt
Organism: Ostrinia furnacalis (Asian corn borer)
Lineage: Eukaryota; Metazoa; Arthropoda; Insecta; Lepidoptera; Crambidae
Product: suppression of tumorigenicity 5 protein-like
Exons: 10
Coding region: 37-2289 (750 amino acids)
Source: RefSeq, a predicted model, not a curated record
UUUUUAAUUAGUGAAAAGUGUCCUUUAAGUUUUGCUAUGGCAAAUUCUUUCGAUGAAGAGGUGCAGUAUAGAGUUGUGCAUAUGCGCUCUCCUCAACUCAAUCGUCUCAUGAACGAGAUUUACGAGACGGUGACGGCGGCUUGCAACAUGGACGACAGAAAGCCGUUCAGUUUCCCCACUGAGUCGACAGACGGCAGCACUAGCGAAGACUCAAUCAAACUAACAAGGAGUCUGACCGAGAAACGAAAGAACUACGUACGCCGAGUCUCGUCCCGAGUGGCCUACCUUGACCAGAACAACAUUAAGAGACCCCUACGCCAUCGGCACCAAACCUCAGUCUGCUCCUACAAGUCCGAAAUUAUAGACAAUCCGUACUCCACUUUCCGUUCCUGGAAAAGUUUCCGGACUUCGCGCUCGAAUUUAAACGAUUCCAAAAUGGCCGACACCACAGAGUCGAAAUUCAAUCUGACAGAUUCGACGGGCAAUAUAUUGUCUAUGAAGGAUGAGUUUGACAGUGACAGCAUAGACAAAUACAGCAUAGAUGAGAAAACGGGGUGCGUGGAUAUAGAGCUCCCUUUUGAACCUAGAGAGAGAGGGUUGUUCAAUAUUUGUCUAUUGGUUGGACUCAAUUAUAUGACGGGAGAGGCAUACGUCAAGAGUGUGUUUCCUAAUCAGGUGCAAGUACCACCCCAUAUAGAGAACCUAAUAUUUCCUGAGACACUAAGCGCUGCGUCCAAGGGAGAAUGGGCGGCUGAAGCUAAAGGGGCACAGUGCUAUUCCUUGGUACUGACUGAUGAAAGGGGAGAGCGGUCCUAUGGGUAUUGCCGUAGAGUGCUACCAGAAGGAGCUUCAACGUGUUUGCCCCUAUGUUACUGCCUCAUAGGCCGGUACAGGGCCCCAGGGUUUUACUACAAGGUCCUGCAAGAAAUCGAAUCUCACCACGGCAGCUCAGAAGUAGAAAUACAUUCCAUUCUCCAGCAGUUAUUCGAGACCGACUUCCCGAGCCCUGGAGAAGAAUUAUCCAUAACAUACAACCAUAAAUACGACUCGGAUAUCUGCAUAUCAGACAAAACAUACAGAAACUCCGUCAAUUUAGGCGAUAUACUCAAAUGCAAAACAAUGCCAGACAUGAGAAGAAGCGGUGGCAACGAAUUCUCGAACGAGCCAUCCAAUGGCUCGAAAGAACUCGACGAUGGCUCGAAUGAAGUCGGCGAUGGCUCGAAAGAACUCGCGAAUGGCUCGGAUGGUUCUGAGGCGAGGGAUUAUUCGGAUCUGCCCAAGUUUUUGGAUUUGGAAAACAAUAAUGGACCGAAGAAAGUCUUGUUGAGCUUGGAAAAUCCAAGGACAAGAAUAAUAAAGAGGCCUUUAGAGCCUCGCGUAGAUGAGGACAACCUGUCUACUCUGCUGGACUCGCUAGGCGCGGGGCUCGUCAUCAAGGUCUUCGGCUCUCUGCUGCUGGAGCGAAAGCUGGUCAUAUGCAGCGACCAGCUCAGCGCCGUAUCAUCCUGCAUGGAGGCUCUCCAAAGCGCCCUCUACCCCUUCGUAUGGCAACAGCCUCUCAUAGCAGCCAUCCCUUCUGAGAUACAAAGGGACGUGUUAGAAGCGCCCCUGCCUAUACUGGCUGGCAUGUUGAAGACUCAAGAGGUGGAUUACACUGGAGUUCUUUUUGAGGAGGGCAUGCUAAUAGACCUAACUCAUCCUUCCAAAGCGAUUUUCUACCAAGGCGACGAGUCUACCAUCCUCCCUACAACAUCAUAUAAGACUUUAAAAACCGCCCUACAAAUGGAGACAAACAAACAUACAAAUAAACUGGACAAUAAGACAAGAAAUGUGAUGAUAUCGGAGGCGUUUUUGCGGUUUUUCGUCGACAUUUUGGGAGAUUUUUGGCGGUUUUUCUCGGUGGGGGAGCUGAAAGAUGGGGAUUUGGGCAAAGGGAAUGUGGUUUUUGAUAAAGAAGCAUACAUCAAGAGCGUUCCAUCCAAACAGAACCAGUAUUUCCUCGAAUGGUUCACAGAGACAGCCAUGUUCAACCAUUUCAUCCAAAACAUGUCUGUGAGCAUACGUCUGCAGCCACAGUCACCGACCACUCCAGCCCUACCAAUGUCACUGAAAUUUGAGUUCGCUGACUCAAAAUUGGUUGACACACCACUACCUUUGUUCUAUGAAAUCUUCAACGAACGAUUGUGGAGAAAUAAAAGUGCUAAAAGUGUUGAUAAAAGUAACUACAAAAGUGCAGUGAAUAAAAAAGUGAAGUUGCUAAAGACUAAACUGAGGGAUUUGAUUACUUAAGUGUUUAUUGUGAUCUGUGAAAGGGUACGCAGAAAUGACUUAAAGGUAUAGUUAAUACAGUAAGAGUGGAGGCUACCAAAAGCAAAGAUUUGUAUCUAUAUACGCUCGCGCUGACGUCUUGCGUAUAGUCUGGUCCGUGAGCACGUAGAAUUUUGUCCAAUGACCCCAAGCUACCCAUCCUUAUCGCUCGCGCGUAAUUAUGUUGCUAUCGC